Messenger RNA from Brassica rapa (field mustard), 2316 nucleotides. Its product is annotated as autophagy-related protein 18e. Lineage: Eukaryota; Viridiplantae; Streptophyta; Magnoliopsida; Brassicales; Brassicaceae. The record is from RefSeq and is a predicted model, not a curated record. Gene Ontology annotation, molecular function: protein binding.
UCCUAAUCCUACUCCUAUUGUUAAUUUGAUUAACACGGAGAAGCUCAAACACACAAUAAAAGAUUGCCCUAUAAAAACCCUUUGUUCGUGACCAAAUCUCUUCUAAUACAUCAAAGUUGUGAUUCGUAAUUUCGGUUGGAAAAAAAAAAGGAAUGAGUUCGAUGAUAUUCUCCACAGUCCGUGGAAUAGGAUCGUUAUUAAAAUCUAAAACUUACGAUACGCCAAUAGAUGAAGCCGCCAAGGGCGACACAAAGGUAUUAUCAGUGUCCUGGAACCAGGACUGGAGCGGUUUCAGUGUCGGAACAGAACGUGGCUUCAAUGUAUACAGCUGCAACCCAAUCAAAGAAAGCAUCAGCCGCGAAACACACAAAUCCGGCUUCAAAAUCGUGGAGAUGCUCUUCCUCUCAAAUCUCUUCGCUCUUGUCGGCAACGGUUACAGCAACUCGGAGUAUCCUCCUAACAAAGUCUUCAUCUGGAAUGAUCAUACGAACAGCUGUUUCUGCGAGCUCGGUUUUAAAUCACAAGUUGUGGCGGUGAAACUGAGGAGAAAACACAUUGUGGUUGUCCUAGAAAGAAGUGUCUAUGUCUACAAUUUCACUAACCUCAAGGUUCAGUCUAUUAUCGAAACCGCUGUGAAUCCAAGAGGGCUCUGUUGCGUCUCUCAAGCUGAGGCGAAAGCAGUCAUGGCUUGCCCCGGGUUGCACCCGGGGCAAGUCCAGGUCCGUGACUUGAAAAGGAAUAUAGUCAAAGUCAUCAAAGCGCAUGAUUCUGAUAUUGCUUGCAUGAGUUUGACUCUUGAUGGAAGUUUGCUAGCUACUGCUAGCACCAAAGGAACACUGAUGAGGAUCUUUAACUCCCUUGAUGGUACUCUCUUACAAGAGUUUCGGAGAGGCAUGGAAAGAGUAGAGAUUUAUAGCGUUGCAAUCUCCUCUAAUUUGAAAUGGGUGGCUGCGUCGAGUGAGAAAGGGACUCUCCAUGUGUUUCAUCUAAGACCUGACAUUCUUAGUUCACCAAAAGACAUCAAUCACGCUUCAUCAUUGUCGUUAAUAAGAGGGAUAUUGCCAAUGUAUUCUUAUGGCAAUGAACGGUCGUUUGCUCAGUUCUCGUUGCCGGUUUCAACCAAGUUCAUUGUAGGUUUUGGACCAGAGAACACAGUUCUACUUGUAGGCAUCGAUGGAAGUUUCCGAAGAUGCAGGUUUGAUGGAGAAGGAGGGCAGAUGGUGGAGUUGGAACACAAACACUUCUUCUCCUUAACACAAACAGAAGAAGCAGUGGUUGUGAUGUGACCAACACAACACAUUUUUGUUCUUCUCUUUUUCUAGAUUUUGUGAUUUUGGUCUUACCAAUAAAUGUUGAUGUUGCUUAUAGAUUAUGACUUGCACCGUACGAAACCGAUGGGAACUAUCUUGUUUUACAUUAUAUCAAUUUUAUAGUUGAUAUCUUUAUAUUUUGUAACGCUAUUAUACUAUAUUUGUAAUGUAUCUGAUUUAUAUCAAAUAUUCUUACACAUUAUAUAGAAAAGGCUAUUGAUAAGAUGGAAGAAAAGAAAGAUAGAUGGUAUGAUUGAUGUGAUCCGAUCAAGUCACUUGGAACGCUUGGAGAUGUUCAUAGAGAUGCCAUUGGGGAAGAGAGCACCUGGUACCCGAAUCACCUCGCAGUCUUUGGAUAAGGAGAAAUCGUAAGUGGUGACAAGAUGAUGAAUGAAAAGUGAAAUCUGAAGCCUUGCAUACUCUGAACCAGCGCACUGUCUGGUUCCUGCUCCAAACACCAUGAACGUUUUAGACCCAGACCGCAACUCCUUCCCCUAUCCAUCAUAUUUAUCAUCAGGGUGUAUAUAAAUAUAUUCUAGAAUAUCAUAUAUUAAAACUUUAGGAUUUGAAAAAUAUAAAUAUAAUAUAUGUUAUUUUUACAUAGACUAGAGUAACUGUUAAUACCUCCCAUCUCCACGGAUUAAACUCAAAUGGAUUAUCAUAAAUUUCAGGGUCAAAAUGAACCAGUGAAGGUAUAACCAACACUAUCCAGUCUGCUGGAAUCGUAUAUCCUGUUGGGACCAAAAAAUUAUGUUAGCAAAAAGAAACUUUUUAACAAAAAUCUAUAUGUAUACUAGGGAUAGACACUAGUUACUUGUAAGAUUUGAAAUUUAAUGGAUUUUUUUUUCUCUCGUGUAGGCUUUAUCACCUUUUAUAAGUGGACUUUGCUUAUUAAUCCAUUUAAAAAAAAAAAAAAAAUACAAUGCAAUGCAAAAAAAAUAUUUUAACGGCUAACAAAUAUUUCUUAAGAAGUAAUAUAUAUCUUUUGAACGAAUAAUGAAUAAAA